AUGACCUUGGACUUUUCACACUAUGGCGGCCCCUCUGAAAAAUGGCUCGCAAUGGAGAAGGCAGUGCCAAUGCCAUCAGUGGACCUAACAAUGGACCUAUCCGUCAUUAAAGCGACGACAAAUGGGCUUAGAGACCAGGGAAUUGCGGAAGAAAUGAAGCAAUACGCACCGCAGGUCCAGAUUAAAGACUACGUGAUACCCACGCGCGACGGCUCGACCAUCGAUGCCCGAGCCAUUCGCUCCGUAAAACUAGACGCAUCCAAAAAGCAUCCCGUUUACCUGUAUUUCCAUGGUGGGGGUUUUAUCUUCGGAACACGCAACAGUGACGAUCCGCUCUCCGCGCAGGUUGCUAUCAAAACCGCGUGUAUCGCUUUACACGUGACAUACCGGCAUACUCCCGAGCACACGUUCCCCACUGCCUGGAACGACUCGCAAGACGCCUUCGUAUGGCUACACAAGAACAUGGAAGAGCUAGGCGGCGAUCCCUCCAAGGUCAUUGUUGCCGGGCUGUCGGCAGGCGGCAUGCUGGCAGCUUCGCUCGCGCUAGAACAGCACCUUGGCAACAGCGACGCUAUCAAAGGGCUCCCCCCGCUCGCCGGCCAAGCCCUCUUCAUCCCUUCUCUCGCUUAUCCAUCGACAUACAACGAGGGCCCCGGCAAACUGCUCAAAACGUCGUCGUACGUCGAAAACGCGCAUGCGCCUAUUCUAGACGCCGCCACAAUGCAGCAUCUUCUCGAGCUCCUCAAGCCAGGAACUGUCGCACUAAAAGAUACAAAGCUGAAUGUUGUGAACGCAACUGCAGAGGAUGUCAGGGGUAUGCCGCCGGCGAUGUUUGCUAUCGCGGGCAUGGAUCCCUUGCGCGACGAGGCAUUGCUGUAUGCAAAGACGCUGGCGGAAGCGAACGUGCCGACGGAUAUCACGCUUUUCAAGGGCGUGCCGCAUGGGCAUAUGAUGUUCAAGGGAUUAAAGGCCACAAAGAACUUUGAGGAGUCUGCUGAAAAGGGUAUACAUUGGAUCUUGUCCAAGCCAGCGGCUACAGGCAAGUUUGAGGUCAAGGUUUCGCAGACUUGA
This is a messenger RNA of Exserohilum turcica Et28A, 1071 nucleotides long. RefSeq lists its product as uncharacterized. NCBI's taxonomy places the organism in Eukaryota, Fungi, Ascomycota, Dothideomycetes, Pleosporales, Pleosporaceae. The record is from RefSeq and is a predicted model, not a curated record. Gene Ontology annotation, molecular function: hydrolase activity. Bases 1 to 1071 code for a protein of 356 amino acids. The transcript has a single exon.